This is a messenger RNA of Racocetra persica, 137 nucleotides long. NCBI's taxonomy places the organism in Eukaryota, Fungi, Glomeromycota, Glomeromycetes, Diversisporales, Gigasporaceae. The record is from the annotation of a GenBank genome assembly.
AUGAAUACACCUAAUUUAGAUGUUUUAAGCGAUAUCACCUUUAUAUUUGAUAGCGAUAAUUGGACUUGUGCCAUAUCAGUAAGAGGAGGACCUGAAUAUAAGUUAACCCACAUGGGAAAGACCAACAAGGAGGGCAU